UUGCGCGGAUACGCAGCGUCGCACUUCAUCCUCAGCGGGACUCGCGGUGUAUAUUUUUUUUCACCCGGAGUUACAGACUACAUUCCUCACCACGACGUUCCGCAGACUUUUCUCCAGAGUCGUCUGCUAUACCAACAACAACAUAAACAACAACAACAUGGGGAAGAGAAGCAGGCAGCGGCAGAAAACCCAGAACACUGGAAAGGACGACAGAGACAACGCAGACUGGGGGACUGGCUAUGCCGACAUUGUCAAGGAGAAUAAGUUGUUUGAGCACUACUACACGGAGCUGGGCCUGGUGCCCGGGGGAGAGUUUGAUCAGUUUAUGGAUGCCAUGAGGGAGCCGCUGCCAGCGACCAUCCGCAUCACCGGGUACAAGAGCCACGCCAAGGAAAUCCUGCACUGUCUGAAGGACAAGUACUUCAAGGAGAUCCAGGAGGUGGAGAUCGACGGUCAGAAGAUCGAGGCUCCGCAGCCUCUGUGCUGGUACCCCGAUGAGCAGGCCUGGCACACCAACAUGAGCAGGAAGAUCAUCAGGAAGUCUCCCCUGCUGGAGAAAUUCCACCAGUUUCUGGUCAGCGAGACUGAGUCGGGAAACAUCAGCCGACAGGAAGCGGUCAGCAUGAUCCCACCUCUCCUCCUGAAGAUUGAGCCGCACCACAAGAUCCUGGACAUGUGCGCGGCUCCCGGGUCGAAGACGGCCCAGCUGAUCGAGAUGCUCCACUCCGACAUGGAUGUGCCGUUUCCAGAGGGCUUCGUCAUCGCCAACGACGUGGACAACAAGCGCUGCUACCUGCUGGUGCACCAGGCCAAGCGCCUCAACAGCCCGUGCAUCAUGGUGGUGAACCACGACGCCACCUGCAUCCCCACGCUGCAGAUCGAGACGGGCGGCAAGAAGGGCCACCUCUUCUACGACCGCAUCCUGUGCGACGUGCCCUGCAGCGGUGACGGCACCAUGAGGAAGAACAUCGACGUGUGGAAGAAAUGGACGACCAGCAACAGCCUGCACCUCCACGGGCUCCAGCUGCGUAUCGCGGUGCGCGGCGUGGAGCAGCUGGCGGUGGGCGGCCGCAUGGUGUACUCCACCUGCUCACUCAACCCCAUCGAGGACGAAGCCGUCAUCGCCGCGCUGCUGGAGAAGAGCGAAGGAGCGCUGCAGCUGGUGGACUGCUCCGAGGAUCUGCCCGGCCUCAGGAGGAUGGCUGGGGUCUCGGCCUGGAAGCUGAUGACCAAAGAGGGCCACUGGUUCUCCGACUGGGCCGAGGUUCCGAGCCACCGGCGCACGCAGAUCCGCCCCACCAUGUUCCCGCCCACGGAGCCGGAGAAACUCGCCGGCAUGCAUCUGGAGAGAUGUAUGAGGAUUCUGCCCCAUCACCAGAACACUGGUGGUUUCUUUGUGGCUGUGCUGGUGAAGAAAGCCCCGAUGCCCUGGAACAGACAAUAUCCCAAGAUGAGGAAGGACGUCUCGUCCGGCUCGGCGGUCCAGGCCGAAGGCUCCCCGGCGGCCUCGUCCCCCGCGGACGCUCCCCCCCGCCUCCCCGAGAGCGCCGCGGAGGAGGAGAGGGAGGGGGGAGGAGGAGGAGGAGGCCCGGAGGGAGAAGGAGAGGAGGAGGAGGCGCCCAACGGAGUGUCCUCUUUCCAGGAGCGCGCCGCCAGACGAGAGGCAGCGUGCAGGCCUCCGGCCUCCAAGAAGAUGAAGCUGUUUGGGUAUAAAGAAGACCCCUUCGUGUUCCUCACGGAGGAAGACCCCGUCUUCAUCACCAUACAGUCGUUCUACGAUCUGUCCCCAGACUUCCCGAAGCUCAACGUUCUGACCCGGACCCACGACGGCAAGAAGAGGAACCUGUACAUGGUCUCCAAGGAGCUGCGCAACGUGCUGCUCAACAACAGUGAGCGCAUGAAGGUCAUCAACACGGGCGUUAAGGUGUGGUCCCGCAACAGUGACGGAGAGGAGUUCGGCUGUCCUUUCAGACUGGCUCAGGAGGGGAUCUACACGCUGCAGCUGUACAUCCGCUCCCGGAUCAUCCGGGUGAGCGUGGCGGACAUCAAAGUGCUGCUGACCCAGGAGAACCCGUACCUCAGCAAGCUGGAGGAGGACGCCUACGCUCAGGCCAAGAAGCUGGUGAUGGGCAGCAUCGUGCUGAAGUACGUCCCCAACCCAAAUAACACAGAGGAGCCCCAGUGCCCCAUCCAGCUGUGCGGCUGGAGGGGGAAGACGUCCAUCCGAGCCUUCGUGCCGCGCAACGAGCGGUUCCACUACCUGCGGCUGCUCGGCGUGGAGGUGUUCAGGGAGAAGCAGGGCGUCGGCAAGGAGGGAGCGAAGGACAGAGAGAAGGAAGGGAAGGACGGAGAGAAGGAAGGGAAGGACGGAGAGAAGGAAGGGAAGGACGGAGAGAAGGAAGGGAAGGACGGAGGCAAGGAUGGAGAGAAGGAAGAGCCGGGACAGGUCGCCGGGGAGGAAACGGCACCGGCGUUGGAGAAAGAGGCCGAGAUGGACUUGGAGAACGGCGACAAAAACACAUCGUUGGAACCAAAGGAGUAGAGGGGGCGGAGCUUGUCGGGGAGGCAGAGCUUGUCAGGGAGGCGGGAGAGAGAAAAGAGGACUGGAGACGUAUCGGAGCUCCGAGAGCUGUGGACCAGGUCCAAGACAGCGUCAUGAGGAGGAAGAGGAGGAAGAUGAGGAAGAGGAGGACGACGCUCCUCUACGGGUUUCUCUGCUCACCACAGAGACAAACUCCUUUUUUUGGGAUGUUUUUUUUUCUUUUUAAAAAAUUUUCUUUUACCAAAUUUACGCCACUCAAACAAGCGGCGUCGAAUAAUUAGUUUGUUCCUCCGUCGUGUUUCUAGAAGUUUCUAACAACUCACAUGUUCCCUCCGCCUGUAACGGAGUCGAUUAAAAGCGUGACCGAGUUCAGAG
This is a messenger RNA of Pseudoliparis swirei, 2917 nucleotides long. It is a transcript of the gene nsun2, whose product is annotated as NOP2/Sun RNA methyltransferase 2. The coding region runs from base 158 to 2542 and encodes 794 amino acids. Gene Ontology annotation, biological process: tRNA methylation. The transcript has 19 exons. NCBI's taxonomy places the organism in Eukaryota, Metazoa, Chordata, Actinopteri, Perciformes, Liparidae. Gene Ontology annotation, cellular component: nucleus; cytoplasm. The record is from RefSeq and is a predicted model, not a curated record. Gene Ontology annotation, molecular function: tRNA (cytidine-N5)-methyltransferase activity; tRNA binding.